Molecule: messenger RNA, 474 nt
Organism: Aspergillus tubingensis
Lineage: Eukaryota; Fungi; Ascomycota; Eurotiomycetes; Eurotiales; Aspergillaceae
Exons: 1
Coding region: 1-474 (157 amino acids)
Source: RefSeq, a predicted model, not a curated record
AUGGGCUGGUUUGAUGGAAAAUCUUCAUCCUCGUCUUCCCACCACUCUCAUUCCCGCCGACGUUCUUCCCCCUCACGACGUUCCACUUAUUCAACUCAUCAUCCUCGUCACUCUGCUCCGUCGAUAUUCAGUCUGAACGGCGGUGGUAGUCGCGUCGGACGCACCAGCCCGUCCGUGCUUUCUUCAUCCUCAUCGCGGCGCGCACGGCCCCGAACAGGCUUCGUACAGAAGGUGGUUCGCGCCAUCAAACGCUUGCUCCGUGACAUUUACGACUAUGCGCGUCGGAACCCAGUGAAGGUUCUCAUGCUGGUUGUCAUACCGCUCCUCACGAGUGGUGUCCUGCAGAAAUUGCUCGCCAUGAUCGGAAUCCGAUUGCCAAAGGGGCUUUUUGGCGGGAAUUCAUCGAAGCCCAGUGGCAACAGCAUGUCAGACAAUAUCAAGGGCCUCAUGAAUAUUGCGAAAAUGCUGAUGUAA